AUGGAAACCACGCAGGGCUCCUCACCUUCACCGGCAGCACCUGCCUCGCGGCAGGUGUCGGUCGUGCAGGAGACAGCAACCGGCGUACCACCUCAGAACCGCCCACAUAACACAAACACAGACACACCUCCUGCCUCCAGCUCUCACCCUCCUGUUCCAGAUCCCAAUCCCAAUCCCACUCCCGGUUCCACCUCUGAACGCUACAUCAACACUUACCUCUCGGAAAACGACGAGAACCAGUACAACUACUCCUACUCUGACGAGGAGAACUUGGACACAUCCUCUAUUUGCUCCUUUGAAGAGGAAGAGGACGGCAACUGGGAACGAGACCCAGACGAAGACGCCAUGGCCGGCUCACGACGCCCCCACAACCAACGCCGUCGUACCCAGACGGACCUGACUGGCGUCCUCACCAUCGAUGAAAAGGAUGAGCUCAUCAGUCUAGUGAGCAACAUCUUGGACAGCAUGCAGGACCAGAUCAGCAACAUCUUUCACUCCCCUCCCAUCACUCCCGCCACAACCGAGGACCCUCAACACUCGUGGCUGUCUCUUUCGCUGCUCAAGAACAAGGCGAGCGCCAUCUCCCAGUCGCAAAGCACCGCAAACAAAGAAAACACCCGCCCCUCUUCAUCUUCGGCCCAGCAGGAUGCCGGAAAGACGUACAAGAAAGCCCACGACAUCGUCGAGAAGGAGGAAAAGGAGGCUAUGACGCCUCAGCUCCAGGAGCUCAAGAAAGAAUGCCUUGUCGUCUUCCAGAAGUGGCAGGGCAACGUCCUGACCCGCGCCAAGGACAUCUCCGUCAAGGACCCCGAGGCCUCCUCAGCUGGCCCCGCUGGCCGUGGUGGCCGUGGUGGUCGUGGAACCCGCGGCGGUCGCGGCGAUCGUGGUACGCCUCAGGGAGGCCGUGGCACCCCGCGCGGACGUGGUGGUAGAGGCGGUCCCCUCAGUGUCAAGACUGGAGCUGCACGCCAGCCUUCUGAGGUCGAUCCUUGGCUGGCUCGACGCUUCCCUCCCACUGCCACGCCCCUGGCUUCUCUCCCCGUCGAGCGACGCAAGUUGCUGCUUCACACCGUCCUCCUGCUCUUGCUGUCGUUGGAGCAGUACACGUCUUUCUCCCGCGUCUUCAUGCUGAAGCUGACAUCGUCGCUCCACCUCACCCUUCGCAUGUUCCAGGAGGAUGAGGUUCGCGUUGCCAGGGGUCUCGGCAAGACUGUCCAAGAAGUCAACGCUGACGAGGUUGUGGAGGACAAGUCGGCCGAGAACAAGUCGUCUAGACGGUGGAAGGUUGGGCUGGCCGGUGCUGCCGGCGCUGCCGUGAUCGGUAUCACCGGUGGUCUUGCCGCUCCGUUGGUCGCUGCUGGCAUCGGCUCAGUCAUGGGAGGCGUUGGACUCGGUUCCACGGCGGCCGCUGGUUUACUGGGGACUCUUGCCCAGAGUGGUGUUGUUGUCGGCAGCUUGUUCGGCAUUUAUGGUGCACGCCAGACAUCCAAGAUGAUGGACCAGUAUGCCAGAGAUGUCGCCGACUUCGCCUUCCUGCCUCUACAUGGCGAGAUGAAGGAAGAAUACCGCGACGCCAAGGAGAUCGCUCCCAAGGAUCGACGCCUGCGCGUUGUCCUCGCACUUAGUGGCUGGUUGACCCAAAAAGAAGACGUGAUCAACCCCUGGCGUUGCAUCGGUCACCAAGGCGAGGUGUAUGCUGUGCGAUGGGAGGUUGCGAACCUCAUGAACAUGGGCAACUCGCUCGAGACUGUCAUCAAGAGUACCGCCUGGAGUGUAGCCAAGAAGGAAAUCGUCACGCGCACCAUUUUUGCCAGUCUUAUGUCGGCCAUGUGGCCCAUCGGCCUCCUUAAGGUCAGCAAGGUCAUUGACAACCCGUGGAGCGUUGGGAUGGUCCGAGCCGAGAAGGUUGGCAUGAUAUUGGCCGAGGCCAUCAGCCGAAAAGUGCAGGGCGAUCGCCCCGUCAGCUUGAUCGGCUACAGCUUGGCCGCCCGAGCCAUCUACACUUGCUUGAUGGUGCUUGCGGAACGUCGCCAGUUCGGCCUCAUCGAGUCGGUCGUAAUGAUCGGCACUCCGGCGCCAUCCGAGAGCCGUGUCUGGCUCGCGUUGAAGAGUGUCGUCGCAGGCAGGCUCGUCAAUGUAUACUCUGAAAACGAUUACAUCCUCGGCUUCCUGUACCGUACCUCCAAUCUCCAAUUUGGAGUUGCCGGACUGCAGCCAAUUCAGGGUGCCGAGGGCGUGGAGAAUUACGAUGUGAGCAGCAUGGUUAGCGGCCACCUGAGAUACCAGUACAUGGUUGGCACCAUCCUCAAGAACAUCGGCUGGGAGGAUCUCGAUUAUGCGCAGGUCGAAAAGGACGAAAGAGUCCUGGGUCUCAUGGACGAGAAGUACGGUCGCGACAAGAGUCAGAAGCCAGCCUACGUCGAUAUGGACAAGGAAGCCGAGCACAUCCAGGAGGAGGUCAAGCACAAGAACGACUCCAAGCUCGAUACGAGAAUGAGCAAGAUGAAGAUCCAGAAUUAG
Colletotrichum higginsianum IMI 349063 is the source of this 2520-nucleotide messenger RNA. RefSeq names its product Duf726 domain-containing protein. The record is from RefSeq and is a predicted model, not a curated record. NCBI's taxonomy places the organism in Eukaryota, Fungi, Ascomycota, Sordariomycetes, Glomerellales, Glomerellaceae. The transcript has 3 exons. Bases 1 to 2520 code for a protein of 839 amino acids.